Messenger RNA from Necator americanus (New World hookworm), 537 nucleotides. RefSeq lists its product as uncharacterized. The transcript is spliced from 4 exons. The coding region runs from base 1 to 537 and encodes 178 amino acids. Gene Ontology annotation, molecular function: DNA-binding transcription factor activity, RNA polymerase II-specific; RNA polymerase II transcription regulatory region sequence-specific DNA binding. NCBI's taxonomy places the organism in Eukaryota, Metazoa, Nematoda, Chromadorea, Rhabditida, Ancylostomatidae. The record is from RefSeq and is a predicted model, not a curated record. Gene Ontology annotation, biological process: regulation of transcription by RNA polymerase II.
AUGUCCUUCAUCAACAGUCCAAUGGCAGAUGAAGGAUUUCAAUAUGGGCGGAGCCAUCGGGUAGAUGACGUUCAACAGCUUGUAUUCAUCACCAUGAUGCAGCUACAAUACCCGUUUGAAGGAUUUUCGCAACAACUGAAGAAUUCAGAAGUCCCAUCUCCAACCACCGACCGUCGUAUGAGACGAAAUCGUACCGCUUUCAGUGAGGAUCAGCUGGAUCAGCUGGAGAGAACUUUCGAACAAUGCCAUUAUCCUGAUAUUGCGCAACGAGAGAAGUUAGCUCGAGAAACUCACCUACCAGAAGCGAGAAUACAGGUCUGGUUCAAAAAUCGCCGAGCAAAACAAAGAAAACGAAUGAGAAAUCAAAGCGGUGACGCAACGCCACCGCCUACGCCUAACAACUCGACUCCAAAGGAAAAUACUAUAUUCACAUGGACGCCAGGAAGAGUAUUUGCAAAUUUCUUCCCACCACAUUCAACUUCAUACGCUCCGUAUCCGUCGUUUGUGCACUAUCAUCAACCACCAGUAAGUGAAUAG